AACAAAUUGUCAGUAAAUUAUUGUAUAACAUCUAUAAAAAGCAAGUCAUAAAUGAACAUUUCAAAAAACCAUGAAAAUGUAUUCCAAAAUUUUAAUAGUUGUGCUCCUUGCAUAUUUUUUGGAUAAUUUAUCAGCGGCUAUACUUAAACCACCCAAACCUAUAUCUUUGAAUGAGAAAAAUAGUCCAGUUCAAUCUAAAAACAUUUUAGUUCAAAAUCAACCUAUUAAAAGUCAUCAUCCUGUUUUGGGGAAUUUCAAAGUUAAUCCUGUUAUUCCUUUUAAUAUUCCACCAGGACCUCCAUCACCCAAAUUACCUCCUGCAGUAUCACCAGCACCUCCAGAACUUACUACAGUACCACCAGUACUUUCAGCACCUCCAACACCUCCAACACCUCUAUCACCACCAACACCUCCAGCACCUACAUUUUUACAAAAUAUAAAAAAAGAAAAUGUCAAUCAUCAAGGAUUUGAUAAACUUGAAGAAGGAGAUGAUUAUGAUGAAGAGGAAGUAGAAGAAGAAAUAGAAGAUGAAGAUAUUAAAGAACCUUUAGAAAAUAGUAAAACUGUGACAAGUACACCUAUACAAAAUUCUCCAACUUUUAAACUUACAGUACCAGAAAUUGUGAAACAAGAAAAUGUCAAUCAUCAAAGCUUUGACAAAUUUGUAGAAGGAGAUGAUUAUGAUGAAGAGGAAGUAGAAGAAGUAGAAGACGGAGAUAUUGAAGAACCUCUAGAAAAUAGUAAAACUGUGACAAAUGCACCCAUACUAAGUUCUCCAACUUCUAAACUUACAGUACCAGAAAUUGUGAAACAAAAAAAUGACAAUCGAGGAUUUGACAAACUUGAAGAAGGGGAUUAUUAUGAAGAAGGAGAUGAUUAUGAAGAAGAUUAUGAUGAAGCAGUAGUAGAAGAAAAAGAUGGUCAUAACAGUAAAGAAUAUUUGGAAGAACCAAAUCAUAGUACUACUUUAAUACCAACAAAAAAUAUAACAAUUAAUGGAGUCCAAGUAAAUCCACCUUUAAUAAUAAAUAAUACAAUCACUACAAUACCACAAUUAUCUGAGGAUGAAUUGACAGAAAAUAAUUAUUAUGAUUCUGAAUAUUUCAUCAAUACUAAUGAAGACAAUCAAGAAUAUCAAAAUUAUAAUGAGUGGGAAUCAGAGUCUUCUAAUAUUAAAAAUAAACCUACUGAUAUUUAUGAAACUCUAGACAGAACAAAUGAGAAUACCCAAGAUCAAUCAAUCAACAAUAAUGAAUUUGAAUCAAAACCAUAUAACAAUACACAGAUAUAUACUGAUAAACAGGAAGAAAACAUAGGAAAUCAAUUUAAUAAUCAAUAUGUGUCCGAAAAUAAUGAAAAAAUUGUCAAUGGGUAUAGAGCUCUUAAGAAAAUAUUAUAUAUGUUACAUGACUAUGCAAGCUUAACAUUCGAUUGGAUCAUAAACAAAAUAAAUUACCGUAUGGAACAGCUCUGAGUUAGAUAAAAAAUUAUAAUAUUAUAACAUUCAGUUAAAAAGUGAAUAAAUAACAGACAAUAAUUGGAAAAUAAUCAGCAUUAAU
Messenger RNA from Rhopalosiphum maidis (corn leaf aphid), 1559 nucleotides. Its product is annotated as MATH and LRR domain-containing protein PFE0570w-like. The transcript has 8 exons. Bases 71 to 1474 code for a protein of 467 amino acids. NCBI's taxonomy places the organism in Eukaryota, Metazoa, Arthropoda, Insecta, Hemiptera, Aphididae. The record is from RefSeq and is a predicted model, not a curated record.